GAACAGGGCGGGGCGGAGCUCCUCCCCCGGAACUUCCUCUUUCUCUGCCCUCUUCCUUUGUGCCUCUCAGUCUCUGUCUUUCUCUGCCCAUUAUUCCCCUUCCCCCCUGUGGCCAACACCUCUUCUGUCUGGGUUCCUCGAGUGGGUCGCUCCCCAUCUAGGCGAAGAUGUCCACCCAAGAGAGUUGCCUCAGCCUCAUCAAGUACUUCCUCUUCGUUUUCAACCUCUUCUUCUUUGUACUAGGCGGCCUGAUUUUCUGCUUUGGCACCUGGAUCCUCAUUGACAAGACCAGCUUCGUGUCCUUUGUGGGCUUGUCCUUCGUGCCACUGCAGACCUGGUCCAAGGUCCUGGCUGUCUCGGGUGUCCUCACCAUGGCCCUGGCUCUGCUGGGCUGUGUGGGGGCUCUGAAGGAGCUGCGUUGUCUUCUGGGCCUGUAUUUUGGAAUGCUGCUGCUCCUGUUUGCCACACAGAUCACCUUGGGGAUCCUCAUUUCCACUCAGCGGGUCCGGCUGGAGCGAAGGGUGCAGGAAUUGGUGUUACGGACGAUCCAGAGCUACCGCACGAAUCCGGAGGAGACAGCAGCUGAGGAGAGUUGGGACUAUGCACAGUUCCAGCUGCGCUGCUGCGGCUGGCAAUCUCCGCGGGACUGGAACAAGGCCCAGAUGCUGAAAGCGAACGAGUCUGAGGAGCCCUUGGUACCCUGCUCCUGCUACAACUCCUCAGCGACCAAUGACUCCUCCGGUUUUGAUAAGCUCUUUUUCUCCCAGCUAAGCCGACUGGGGCCGCGGGCGAAGCUGAGGCCGACUGCUGACAUAUGUGCACUCCCCGCAAAAGCCCACAUCUACCGUGAGGGCUGCGCACAGAGCCUCCAGAAAUGGCUGCACAACAAUAUCAUCUCCAUAGUGGGAAUCUGUCUGGGAGUCGGUCUUCUUGAGCUCGGCUUCAUGACGCUCUCAAUAUUCCUGUGUAGAAAUCUGGAUCACGUCUAUGACCGGCUGGCCCGGUACCGCUAGGCCCCAGCCCACCCGUUGGCACCCACGCACCUCCAUGCAGUCAGGAAAUGUUUCCUUCCUGGUUGGUCACAGGCUUGGAGCCCAAGAGCCUCAGGCCUCAUUCCCUGGGGACCCAGCUGUCUGCCCUAUUGACAGCCUUCACUUCCCCCACAGGGCCAGGGACUUUCAUGCCCAGCUUCCUUCUCAUCCCUGCUCCCUCCUCCCCACACCAUCUGUCUGCCACCUCCCACAUGACACCUCAAAUAAAUCCCCUUCGUUUUUUU
This is a messenger RNA of Mastomys coucha (southern multimammate mouse), 1276 nucleotides long. It is a transcript of the gene Cd37, whose product is annotated as CD37 molecule. The record is from RefSeq and is a predicted model, not a curated record. The coding region runs from base 168 to 1013 and encodes 281 amino acids. NCBI's taxonomy places the organism in Eukaryota, Metazoa, Chordata, Mammalia, Rodentia, Muridae. The transcript is spliced from 8 exons. Gene Ontology annotation, cellular component: membrane.